Messenger RNA from Eleginops maclovinus (Patagonian blennie), 3557 nucleotides. Its product is annotated as transcription initiation factor TFIID subunit 4. The transcript is spliced from 16 exons. Gene Ontology annotation, cellular component: transcription factor TFIID complex. Gene Ontology annotation, molecular function: protein heterodimerization activity; RNA polymerase II general transcription initiation factor activity; DNA binding. NCBI's taxonomy places the organism in Eukaryota, Metazoa, Chordata, Actinopteri, Perciformes, Eleginopidae. The record is from RefSeq and is a predicted model, not a curated record. Bases 24 to 3269 code for a protein of 1081 amino acids. Gene Ontology annotation, biological process: transcription initiation at RNA polymerase II promoter; DNA-templated transcription.
AAGACAGCUAUCUGUGAUCAGAGAUGGCGGACGCCUCCGACCCCCUGGAAGAUAUGCUGUUUUCAGAGGUGGAUGAGAAAGCUGUGAGCGACCUGGUGGGCUCUUUGGAGUCCCAGCUGUCCGGACAAAGCAACCCUGGAGGAAAAGCAGAGGAAAACGGAGGCUCCGUGGCCCCCGCUAACCAUCACUUGGGGAAAACGCUACCAGCUACACAGGAACAACAACAACAAGGACGGCGGUAUAAUAAACCCGAGAUGCACCAGGACGCAAACUGCAAAGAUAAAACUGUAACGUCUUCUCCUCCAGGAUGCACCGGUUCCUUUACCGAUCCUACCCCCACUUCUGCAGCCUGUGGCGGGUCGCAAUCGCACGGAGCAUCCCUCACAACACUGACCGCCUCUGGUGUGUCAACUUUGGCAUCGACGCCGGGCAGCAUCAGCACCACAUCCAGCAAGGUGAGCCCGGGGAAACGCGUAAGCACGCCGAGGAGAAACGCUUCUGCUCGGAUCAAGAGUUUGAACGGCGCCGCUAUACCGACCAGGAGGAACAGCAUCACGGGGGAAAACCUGAGCCCUCCCGUGGAUGCAACUACACCAAACUCUGCUCCUCUGGCGGUGACAGCCUCUAUUAAUGCUUCUACUUUCACUGUAUCUCAUGCAAACAUCCCUGCAGGACAGUCAGCUAUUGCUCUGGACCGGGGUACUCCCACUAUCGCUUUGCAGAGACUCCCGAGUCACAUUGUGGCGAGCAUAGCCCAAAACGGGACCAGUGUUUCGGCCUUGGUGCAGCAGGGUGCUCAAGUAGGAUCCACAGAGGCAGCAGAAGCAGCUCCACAGGGCAACCACAGCAAAACACUCACAGACACUUCCAAAACAGACGAUUGUCAGUCCAAAAUUGUAAUGUCAAGCCAGUCUAGUGGUGGUGUCAACUCUGUAAUAAACUCCUCUGUUGUCACAACACCACCAACAACAACAACUACAACUACUAUAACCACAGCAGCAGCUUCAACAACCACCACAACAACAGUAACCCAGCCUGUGAGCUCUGCAGCAUCUACAGCAGGUUCUGCAUGUGUGACUGCUCAGACUACAUCAGUGACCAACACUGUGAGCAUGAUCAGACCCACAACCCCUUCCCAAACCCCUGCUAUGAUUACCCAGUCUACACCCCCUCGUCCUGGACUCGCAGCACCUCAGAGGAUCGUGGCCCCCCAGCUGAUUGUCAGACCGCCUCAGCAACAGACCACCAUCCAGCUGCCCCCCGGGUUCACCAUCCCUCAGGGGAUGGUGCUGGUGCGCACGGAGCUGGGUCAGCUGGUGAUGGUUCCUCAGCAGGCGUUGGCCCAGGCCCAGGCUCAGGCCCAGGCUCAGGCUCAGGCUCAGGCCCAGAACAACAUCUCUCCACGGCCCGCCACCCCCACUACAGGAGCCCCCACCUUCAGAGUGAAGACCCCCCAGUCUCCAGUGACCCCUCAGCCCACCCGGCAGUGUCCUCCGGCCAAGAUGGCACCGUCUCCCUCUCCCACUCCUUCAAGCCCCGCCCUCCAGACCUCCUCCUCUUCCUCCUCUUCUUCCUCUUCUUCCUCCUCCUGUCCUGCACUCCGCCCAAAGGGCCCCGUGGCGCCGGCCGUGGCAGUGACGGCUCCGCAGCAGACCCCCGUGGUCGUGGCCCCCCCGGCCGCCUCCCAGCCUCCGCAGACGGGAGUCAACGCGAACACCGGAGGACCCAUCGUGUCCCAGGAAAUGCAGGAGAAUGUGAAGAAGUGUAAGAAUUUCCUGGCCACUCUUAUCAAGCUGGCGUCUCACAACUCUCCGUCCCCCGAGACCUCGAAGAACGUCAAGUCCCUGGUCCAGGACCUGCUGGAUGCAAAGAUUGAACCGGAGGAGUUCACCAGCCGGCUGCAGACGGAGCUCAAGUCGUCUCCGCAGCCUUACCUGGUGCCUUUCCUCAAGAAGAGCCUCCCGGCCCUCCGGCUGUCUCUGCUGAACAGUCAGCACUCCCUGACCCCGCCCCCGCAGCAGGGAGUCAAACCAGCACCCUGCGGCCCCCCCCCUGCCAUCGCGGCUGGGCCAGCUGUCCGCAUACGCCCCCCCAACAGCGUCAGCGUCACGGCGGGUGCAGGCGCGCCGCCCGCCGGGAUCGGACAUGCAGCUGGCAUGGGAAUGAGAGCAGGCGCUGUGAGUGGCCAGGUCCGGAUGCCCGUGGUGAUCACACAGUCGGUCAGAGCGCAAGGCACGAUGGGCAAGGGAGGCUUCAUCCAAGGCAAAAGUCCCAUGGCGGUUCAGAUGUGUGGGAAUCAGAAAAACAAGCUCAACGACCCCGGAGGAGGUUCUUUCAGGGACGAUGACGACAUCAAUGACGUGGCCUCCAUGGCCGGGGUGAACCUGAACGAAGAGAGCGCCAGAAUACUCGCCACCAACUCGGAGCUGGUGGGAACGCACAUCCGCUCGUGUAAAGACGAGGCCUUCCUCCACCCGGGGCUGCUCCAUCGACGGAUUCUGGAAACAGCUAAGAAGUUUGGAGUCACAGAGGUCCCGAUGGAGGCGGUCACGUUCAUCUCACACGCCGCGCAAUCACGACUCCGAACCGUCGUGGAAAAGGUCUCGACCAUCGCACAGCACCGACUGGACGCUUGCAAGGACGAAGAGUACGAGCAGUCUGCAGACGUCCGCUCUCAGCUGCGCUUCUUCGAGCAGCUGGAGAGGAUGGAGAAGCAGAGGAAGGACGAGCAGGAGAGAGAGAUCCUGCUGAAGGCCGCUAAAAGUCGCUCCAGGCAAGAGGACCCAGAGCAGGCUCGGCUGAAACAGAAAGCUAAGGAGAACAAUCUUGACUUUGAAGGAACCGUGAGAGACAAGAAUGCAACAAGCGGAACUGGCACAGAUGAGGCAGCGAGACGCCAACCUCACAGCACUAGCCGCCAUCGGACCCCGCAAAAAACGCAAAAUGGAUUCACCGGGGGCUACACCAUCAGGGACCGAGGUGUCAGGCAGCUCGGCGGGCUCCCCGGCCGGCUCCUCCGCCCCGUCCACCUCAUCGCGUCAGUACGCACGGCAGCGCAUCACACGCGUCAACCUCAGGGAUUUAAUUUUCUACAUGGAGCAGGAGAGAGAGACCGCCCACUCGCUUCUCCUCUACCGCGCCCUGCUCAAGUAGCCUCAACCUCCCCUCCACCCCUCCUCCCCCCUGCCACGUGCCUUCAGAUCAGGUCUAAUGUUUCAGCUCCGUGUCUCCAUGUGUGCUGUAGUGACGUUUCAUGUAGCUUUUAUUAAGAAGAGAGAGAGACAAAAGACCGAGAGAAAACAUACAAAAAUAAAUCCAUGUUUUAGAUUCACAAUGAGUAGGUAGAUCAUUGAGUUUAAAGGCCAUGCUACGGUGGCAGACAGGUGCAAACGCACUACAGAGCGGGAAAAAAACGUCCAUUAGGAGAAACAUGCUGCAGUUUCAAAUAUCAAAACACUUAUGUGCCAAAACACGUGCAAAUUAAAAACAUGUUCACCAACUUUGAGUUCACAUGCGCAGCGUUUACUACGAAACGCUAAUCAAACUACAAAUACAAA